AUGACAGAGAGAAACAAAUUCCAAGAACUAUUAGAAACAAUAAAAAAAUACAAAGACAACGUCACGGAUUAUGCUUAUUCAACCCAAGUAGGAGGAAGAAGUUCUCCAGAUAAAACUAGAAAUUACUCUUAUAGUAAGGAGACUUAUGAAAUUUCUUCGCCAGAAUUAAAGAAAGAAGCCCGCAAAAUUAUUUUUGGAGAAGAUAAGGCGGGAGACGGGGGACUUUACAGACUAGGUUUAAGUCCCGAUAGUGGUAAUACAUUUUAUUCCUAUGAAAAAGGGGAUGGGAGCCAACCUGACAAGUUUGAAAUAGAGUUUAAUCCCGAGAGAAGAAGAAAAGAAAAGGAGCAAAUAGACAGAGAACAACGCCGCCGCGACCGCGAACAGGCCGAAAGAGACCGUCAGCAAGUUGAGCGGGACAGAAAAGAAAAACAAAAUUCUCCUGACUCAUUUAGUUUUAGAGAUAAAAAAUGUGCCGAAUGCGGCCAAGAAAUUGAUUUUACAAAAGGAAUAAUACGUAGUAAGCCAGACAGGCAGGAAGAGUGA
Ambispora leptoticha is the source of this 546-nucleotide messenger RNA. NCBI's taxonomy places the organism in Eukaryota, Fungi, Glomeromycota, Glomeromycetes, Archaeosporales, Ambisporaceae. The record is from the annotation of a GenBank genome assembly.